AUGACCUCAUCAGAAUUUAAAAGAAAAAAAAAGUGUAUUCAUCAUUUUCAAGAUUAUGAUUUUCAAUUUAUUAAGAACAAGAAAAAAAGACUACCUUGUGAAAGAGUGUGGAACUUAGAAGAUGAAAUCCCUCUCUUAAAAGGAGUGAUUGAUUUCAAAAAUAAUACAGCUAAGUCUCAUUCUGAAGACGAGGAUGGGUUUUACAAAAUCAUGAAGACAGUGAUUACGACUGAAGGAGUUAAUCAGAUUCAAACCAUUGGAAAGAUUAGGCAGCUGCAAAGAAAGUAUACUUCUAUGGCUUGUAGUAAUGGUUGGGAUUGGGAACCUUCGGAAGCCCAUGAUCGGACAUGUUUUGCAUUGUCAAGACAACUUUGGGGACCCAACGGCUUGUUUACUGCUGCUAAGGUUGAAGAAGAUGGAGUUGGUAUGUCCGCAAGAGGUCCUCCUUCGUCAGCACUAGGAGAUGAUGAAGAUGUUCCUGGAGGAGAUUUGGAGCAACAAAAAUGGUUUGACAAAUCAUUUCUUGUUCAAUCAAUUGCAUCUUCUUCCGGUCUUGAUGAGGAUACCGUGAAACUAAGAUGGAGUUCGGCGCCAGUCGAGUCCAAGAAGAAGAUUGAAGAGAUGAUGAAGGCUUUGCGGCCUAAGGAACUUGCAUAUGUGUCGGAAAAGGCCAAGUUUAUGCAGAAGCUAAUCUAUGAGAAGUGA
This is a messenger RNA of Raphanus sativus (radish), 705 nucleotides long. Its product is annotated as probable transcription factor At1g61730. Bases 1 to 705 code for a protein of 234 amino acids. The record is from RefSeq and is a predicted model, not a curated record. Lineage: Eukaryota; Viridiplantae; Streptophyta; Magnoliopsida; Brassicales; Brassicaceae. Gene Ontology annotation, biological process: regulation of DNA-templated transcription. Gene Ontology annotation, cellular component: nucleus. The transcript is spliced from 2 exons.